Molecule: messenger RNA, 3746 nt
Organism: Apus apus (common swift)
Lineage: Eukaryota; Metazoa; Chordata; Aves; Apodiformes; Apodidae
Gene: BARD1
Product: BRCA1 associated RING domain 1
Exons: 11
Coding region: 621-2882 (753 amino acids)
Molecular function (GO): protein binding
Source: RefSeq, a predicted model, not a curated record
GCACCGGCGUCCUGCGGGAGCCCGUGUCCCUGGGGCAGUGCCAGCAUGUCUUCUGCCUGCCGGGGAGAGCAAAGAGGGAGCUCUGCCCUUCAGUGGGGUCCGGCCCGUGGCUCCAGCGUCGGUGCCUGGCUCACCAGAGGGAAGACCGGCUUCCUGAGUGCGGGUUUAGGCUUCAGGAUGGUGGGCAGGUGUCCAGGGAGCCCUCAGACUGAUGGGGGAGGUGUCCACUGGUAGUGGGGCAGGGCAAGGAAACAACUUCCAGUCCUUGCUGCCCUUUCCAGCUCCUUCCUCUUCCUGGAAUGAUCCCUCCCGCUUUCAAGAGGACUUUGUUGCUCUGCCUGAGAGGAUUGGGGGCUGCUUGUCAUUCCUUUGGCCUGCUAUGCAAGUGGCUUUGCUCCUUCAGAUCUGCAACUGUGCCUGUGUGCAUGUGCAUCCAGGCGUGUUGGGAAAGCAUGAGUGCCUCUGCUUACAGCUUGUCAAAUAAUCUGAGUGUUUAAAGAAAACAAGCAACGGAGUUAAAUUAUAAUCCUGCUAAUGAGGCAAGUCUGCAGAGGUGGGAGUCACUUGGCCUGUCUUAGGACAGCUCACUGCAUUCAUUGUUAGUACAGGCAGAGUCUGAGAUGCUCCUCCUCCAGAGCCUCAUGUGGGGAAGGUGGUGUAACCUACGUGUCCUGUAUGUCACUGCUCUUCAUGGCAUGAGAAUGUCAACACAGGGAGUUAAAAGAUCUUGUGUGGGCGACUGCGUUGGCACAAAGUGCCCGGUGUGCCACGUGCCAGCCUGGGUGCAAGAUGCACGUAUAAACCGGCAACUCGAUCACAUCAUCCAGCUUUGCAGCAAACUGCGGCAUCUCCUGGGUGUGGACACCUCAGACUCAACAGAAGGUAUGUCAACACCAACAGAGUCAGACUUUGGAAAAAAGUGUAAGAAGGAACAGAUAAAAAUGUGGUUCAGCCCAAGAAGCAGGAAGAUUAGAUGCACCCUAAACAAGAGCCAGCCUAAGACUAAAAGCAAUGACCUCUGUCAAGACACAUCUUCAGUUUAUGAUUUCUUUCCUUCACCUCCUCAUGAAAAACCCUCUAGGCCGACAAAAAAGCCAACACAGAGACAGAGUAAGAAGAUGAAGAGGAAACGUCUAGCAGACAUUAACAAAGUGUGGAGCUUUGAGAAGCCUGAGCAGAAAGGAGUUGAGGAGAAGACUCCCAAGGAAAAGUGUGUGACCAUCUGCAGUCAACCAUUAGUCUUGUGUACUCCAGAACUAAACAGCCCUGAAGAGACACUUCAGCAGGAGUCUGUAAAGACAGCUGAUGACAGCAAAAAUCUGGAAAGGGUGGAAAUCUUGCCACAGGUAAAAGCAUCAGAGAAGAAGGAUAACAGUGAGGUUGUGUGCCCUGCACAAGUCAGCAAAGAAAAAAAAUGUGCUACAGAGACAUCGCUGUCAAUAGAGAAUGAAACUACACCUUUGAAACGUGGAAGGGAGCAAUCCAGACUUCCAGUUACUUCCCAGUCUAAAAGACCAAGAACAGAGAGGAGCAGUAUGGAGAAGUCAGCCAGACAGGUAGACUGCUCAGAGGAGUUACCUCAGGGUUACCCCAUCUCCCUGAGGACUGACAAGACACCAAUUCAAGUUUCUUCCUCUGGAUCAAAAGUCGCUGACACUGGAAUGAAGACAAGAAGCUCCACAGUCUUUCAAGCAAUAAAUAGUCGGUCACUUUCAAAACGUCCCUCCACCCCCUCAAAGUUGAAGACCUGUAAUCAAGUAGGAAUACCAUAUAGUCCUUCUGUGUUGAAGUCCCCUGGUGGUAACACAAUUGCCAGAAGAAAUUACAAAGGAGAGACUUUGCUCCACAUUGCUUCUAUUAAGGGUGACUUAGCAGCUGUUGAACAGCUGCUGAAAAAUGGGGCAGAUCCCAAUGUCAAAGAUAAUGCUGGCUGGACACCACUGCAUGAGGCAUGCAACCAUGGGCACAAAGAAGUGGUGGAGCUGUUGCUACAAUCCAAGGCACUGGUGAAUACCACAGGCUAUCAGAAUGACUCGCCGCUUCAUGAUGCUGCCAAGAACGGGCACGUGAGCAUUGCUGAGCUGCUGCUUUUGCAUGGUGCCUCCCGUGAUGCAGUUAAUAUAUUUGGUCUGCGGCCUGUGGACUAUGCAGAAAGUGAAAAGAUGAAAUGUGUGCUCAUGUUACCAGUGAAGAAUCAAUCACUUUCACUUAACCAAUCCUCUGAGGUUCUGAGCUCCAGCCAGCCAAGAGAUGGACCUCUUGGUAUACUGGGGAGCAAUCUUAAUUCCAAGCAAGAGAAAUUGCUGGACAGACUAGCAACAGUUCUGAAGGCUCGAAGGUAUACUGAGUUUAACAGCAGAGUAACUCAUCUUGUUGUCCCUGAUGUUCCAAUGCCAAGUACUGUCAAAUGCAUGAUGGCUGUUCUGACUGGAUGUUGGGUCCUCAAGUUUGAAUGGGUACAAGCCUGUCUGCAAACCACAGUACGAGAACCAGAAGAGAAGUAUGAAAUCCAAGGUGGCCCACAAAGAGGUCGGCUCAACAGAGAACAGCUGCUGCCUCACUUGUUUGAUGGAUGCUACUUCUAUUUUUUGGGAUCUUUCAAGUGUCACCAGAAGAGUGAUCUUAUGGAGCUGGUCAAAGCAGCAGGAGGACAAAUUCUGGUUAGAAAGCCCAAACCAGACAGUGAUGUGACACAGACCAUCAACACAGUGGCUUACCAUGCAGCACCUACUUCUGACCAGAGAUUUUGCACUCAGUAUGUAAUCUAUGAUGUGUCUUCUCAAUUCAAGCCGGAGAAAAUUAAUCAGGGCAAAGUCUGGAUGGCCCCUUCCAGCUGGCUUAUAGACUGUGUGAUGUCAUUUCAGCUCCUGCCUGUAAAAUGAAGAUCAGUGUCUCAUAAGCAAGGUUUUAAAAUGGGACUCUUGAGCAGUUGGAACACUCUGGUAAACACUGGUUUGAAGCUAUGAUUUGUUUUUCAGUUAGGAAUACAGGGGAGCUUUGGCCAUGUGAAUGAGUUACUAAGAUCCCUGGUAUGUUGCAAUAAAUGAAUUUACAGUGGAGGAGAGAGACAAACACACUGCAUUGAGAAAUGUGCAUUGGCUUGUUUAGUAGGCUUUAUUUUUGCAUUUAAGUGUAAUCAUCACUGACAUUCUGUAACUAAGAUUUUCCAGAAUGAAACCUUUUCCAUUCUUGAUUUAAACCAGCCCUUCCUGUGUGAUAGAGCACAACCCCAUUUUUUUCUGCUUAAUAUCCACUGACAAGGAAAUAUAUCUGUUUAUCUCAUGAUUCAUUAGUUAAUUUGAGACAUCUGAUAACAGCUUCAGUAGGAAUGUCUGGAGUUUGGUGACAUCAGGUUAACAUCACUAAUAGAUAAUAGAAGAAAAAAUAUGGAAUAAAUAUUGUAUAAUCUUAUUAAAGGGCUGUGGCCUCUGGUCUAAGGGAGAAUAUAUGAAGCCUGGCCAGUUUGUUGGUUUGCUUUGCUUUUUGGUCUCUUUUGUGUGGGGUUUUGGGGUUGCAUUUGGUGUGUGUGUAUUGAAGUGAAAGCUACUUUAGAGUAUGGAAGUUGCUUCCUUGUACUGCUGUCCUGGGUAGGUCUCAGGGAAUGUAGUCAUGGAAUAGCUCAUACUUUUUGGUUGUUUAUACUUCUUAAUUGCUUCAAAGAUAUAAUUGCUUUUUCUUACCUAAAGUAGCAAUCUUUGGACUUUGUUCCUCUGGCUGUCAAAUAAAAUCUCUUCUCUUUUGCUGAA